This is a messenger RNA of Rhipicephalus microplus (southern cattle tick), 2253 nucleotides long. RefSeq names its product signal peptide peptidase. Lineage: Eukaryota; Metazoa; Arthropoda; Arachnida; Ixodida; Ixodidae. The record is from RefSeq and is a predicted model, not a curated record. Gene Ontology annotation, molecular function: aspartic endopeptidase activity, intramembrane cleaving. Gene Ontology annotation, biological process: membrane protein proteolysis. Gene Ontology annotation, cellular component: membrane; lumenal side of endoplasmic reticulum membrane; cytoplasmic side of endoplasmic reticulum membrane.
GGUGGCGGCCUCUCUAGCUCAGACAUGGCGGGCCCAGCGGACGACGUGAUAGCUCAGAUCAACGAGUCUCUGAAAGACGCCCUCAAAAAUGAAACCACCAAGUUCAAGCCGACCCCCGCUGGUCAGGCAGUCGCCUACACCAGCAUCAUGCUUAUGGCUUUCUUCCCCAUCGUUCUGGGUGCCUUCAAAUCCGUCACACACCAACGGAAACAAAAGGAGUCCGGCGAAAAGCCCGAAACCAUGACGAGGAAAGAUGCCGCCAUGUUUCCAGUCAUAGCCAGCGGAGCGCUGUUUGGGUUGUACAUAUUCUUCAAGCUCUUCUCAAAAGAGUACAUCAACCUCCUCCUCACCGGGUACUUCUUUCUACUCGGAGUAUUAGCCAUGGCUCACAUACUGAGCCCCGCGUUCAGCCGUGUCUUGCGAAAAUUGCUGCCCAGCCACUUUUAUCGCUGGGAGUAUAGGAUCUCCUUCCAGCGAUGGUCUACCACGCAGACCGAUGAGUGCGAAGAGUACUUUGAUUACCGCUUCAGCUAUGAUGAUGUAGCCUGCUGGAUCUUCUGCUGUCUCUUCGGAGUCUGGUAUCUUUGGAAAAAGCACUGGGUGGCCAACAACCUGUUUGGGCUUGCCUUUGCUGUUAAUGGCGUCGAGCUGCUGCACAUAAACACGGUGGCAACGGGUUGCAUCCUGCUCGGUGGCCUCUUCGUCUACGACAUCUUCUGGGUCUUUGGCACGGACGUCAUGGUGACCGUUGCCAAGUCUUUCGAAGCACCCAUAAAAUUGGUUUUCCCCCAAGAUUUCCUUGAGAGCGGCUUUGCGGGCAAGCACUUUGCCAUGCUCGGCCUGGGAGACAUCGUCAUUCCUGGCAUCUUCAUCGCCCUCCUGCUGCGUUUCGACUCCAGCCUAAACAGGCAAAGGAAUCUCUACUUCGUGAGCAGCUUUGUUGCCUACGUGCUCGGUCUGGCGCUAACCAUCUUCAUCAUGGUCUAUUUCAACCAUGCACAGCCGGCACUCCUGUACCUGGUACCAGCGUGCACCGGCGUACCACUCACCGUUGCAGCCAUCAUGGGCGACAUUACGGCCAUGUUCAAGUACGAAGACCACCCAGUGGAUGAAAAGGCAUCGGGCACUGACGAGCAGCUCGAGCGAGAAGCGGACGGCGACAGUGACCAGAAAACACCCAAAGCGUCGCCAGCGUCUGCGAAAAAGAAUUCUAGGAAAGAAAAGUGAAGCGCUUCGUCAGAAUCGGGACGAUGCCGCUGCGGAGGGACAAUUCGGGGGCCGUAUUUCAAAACUUAGGACGCUGUUUUCGAUGUUCUGAGCGUUGCAGAAAGUGCGGACAUCGCAAGACGUUGUGACAUUUGAAACUAUGAAGGAAAGGAAACUGAUAUGAAAGUUUCUCCGAGCAUUUGCGCAGGAAAAUAUUUGACCGAUUCAGUUCGUGUAACGUGAUUUGCUUCCAGGCAAACAAUGGAGCGUGCUGCAAUGCUGACGUGAUGCCAUGUGCGGCUAAGGGUCCCAGCUCGUGGCAGUUUUGCUGAUUCGUUGGUUGUAAAACCAACUUAUUGUGAUGCCGAAACGGUCCUUAUGAAGGGUUUCGUUUCAGUUAAAAAAGUCUUAAGCGUUUAUUGAGAUAAUUUGGAAAGCUGUGCAACAGCCUUUGCCUUUGUUGUAAUAUUAUAUACCUUCUUUUUAAAAUAAUUCUGAAAGAGCUCUACAUUUUUGUAAGGCCCGGUGUCCUGACAACUGUUCAUGUGUUUCAUUGUUUACUGUUACAUCGACAUAGCAUCUGAGCAACUCAAAAACCGAGCCAUAUUCCGGGUUGAGAGACAAGUUGGGAAACCUAAACAUUGCAGAAGACGCAUUUGGCUCAUAGUGUAAUUUAUUAUGACAUUAGGGCUGUGUGAAAAUUGCAUGAUCAGUUUGGUUUGUUUAAGAACCUAUAGAACGUUCAUUUCAUAGACAUUUGUGAUCCAUCAAAAUGCAAGGUUUUUUUUUUUUUUUCAAUUUUAGUUUUCAUUGGUAGUCCUAGCUGUCAAUAGACAGCUUGAAUGUCAAAUUCUUUCCUUGCAGAGCAGAAUAUUUUUGUACUUCAGUCGAGAGUCCAAAUGAAAGUAGAGGUUAAAAUAAUUCACGAGCAUUGUAGUCUUAUCACUUGCUUUUGUAAUAAAAAAAAGAGGGGGUGAUGGUACCACUUGUCUUGUUUGGUUGUGCUCUUUCCAGCCAAAGAGAAUAAAAAGAUGUUUUCACACCUGU